UUUUAUUUUUAUUUUUAUUUUUAUUUUUAUUUUUAUUUUUUUUUAAAAGAAAAAAAAAAAUACCAUAUACAGUACAUAACCAUGUCACUUGCAAAACGUAAAAGGGUUGAUACUUUGAAUGGUCAUCAUAACGACAAGUUAACGAUUUCUGUUUCUGACGAUUCAAGGGAUGCUUCUGAAGAAGAUAAUGAUAUGCUUGAUACACCUUCUUCAGUGUCUUCCUCUCAUAUUGGAAAUGGUGUUAAUAAUAAUAUUUCUAUGCCAGCUCAUAAGAAAUCAAGAAGUGACAUUACCGAAGAUAAUGCUGCAAGUUCUCCUGAUAUAUCACCAGAAACUUUAUUUGUUCAAAAUACAUCAUUGUCUGGAAAAGAAAAGAUUGAACAAAUUGCAAAAAUGUAUCCAUUCAAAAUAAAUCCUCCACCAACUGAUAGGCCUGUUCGCAUUUAUUGUGAUGGUAUAUAUGAUUUAUUCCAUUUUGGACACGCAAAGUCUCUAGAACAAGCGAAAACAGUUAUUCCAAACGUUUACUUGCUUGUAGGAGUGUGUGAUGACGAGACAACUCAUAAGAAGAAGGGUAAAACUGUUCUUAAUGAGAAGGAACGUGCAGAAUCAAUAAGGCACUGUAAAUGGGCGGAUGAAGUUAUUGAACAUGCACCUUGGAUAGUAACUCAAGAAUUUUUGGAUCAACAUGAGAUUGAUUACGUGGCACACGAUGCUAUCCCUUACUCUUCUGGUGACAUAUCUGAUGUUUAUAAAUUUGUAAAGAAGCAAGGCAGGUUUUUACCUAUACAACGUACUGAAGGUAUAUCCACUUCCGAUCUCAUAACACGGAUCGUUAGGGAUUAUGAUCAAUAUAUUAGACGUAAUCUCGAAAGAGGUGUUUCACCAAAAGAAUUGAACAUUGGUUUCUUAAAGGAGAAAGAAAUCAAUAUGAAAAAAUCAAUUUCCGAUAUUCGAUCUUCGAUUCAUCAAAAUUGGCAUGGAACCAAAGUGGAAUUAUCGAAUGAUUUUUCAGGAUUUAAAAAUGAGUUAGCACAAACGCUUGCAAUUUGGGAAAAUCGGAGUCAGGAGUAUGUUAGGGGAUUUGCGGGAAUGUUUGGCGCCGAGGGUGUAAUGUAUAAGAUUUUCCGCCGAAGUUCCCGGGGAGGAUCUGUUACGGAGGAAGAUUCACAAUCAAAUAAAAAUAAUUCUUCGGAUGAGGAUCGGUUACAUCGUUCAAGAAGUGUCUCUCCCGUGAAGAGGGUAAUUGACUAUAUCAAAGGAGACCAACAGGAUCAACGGGAACAAUCUGAUUAAUCAUUUCCUUAAAUACUAUUAUUUUUUAAGUAAUUCAUAUAAUUUAGAGACAUUAUUAUUACACUUAUAAUAUCAUUAUACUUUGUUCAUUUUUAUCAAAUUAUCAAAUGGAUUUUUGUGAAUUAUAUUCAUUAUUUAAUUUUGUAAAUUUUAUAUAAACUUAAAAGUAUUUAUUACUAUUGUUUAA
Rhizophagus irregularis DAOM 181602=DAOM 197198 is the source of this 1483-nucleotide messenger RNA. RefSeq lists its product as uncharacterized. Lineage: Eukaryota; Fungi; Glomeromycota; Glomeromycetes; Glomerales; Glomeraceae. Gene Ontology annotation, biological process: CDP-choline pathway. Gene Ontology annotation, cellular component: nuclear envelope. Gene Ontology annotation, molecular function: phosphatidylcholine binding; choline-phosphate cytidylyltransferase activity. The record is from RefSeq and is a predicted model, not a curated record.